AUGGAAAAAUUAGAAAAUCAUAAAAAUUAAACAAGCUUUAGUUCUUUAUUUUGUCUUAAUAAAUUAAAAGUAAGAACACAAGUUUUAAUAAUUCAAGUGAUAAUUCAAUUUUUAAUAGGAACUUUAUUAACAUUAAUAAGUUAUUUAGCAUAUUAAUACAUUAUUGAUAUGUACUCAAAUAUCUCACUAGAAUUCUAUGUUCUAUAAUAUUACAAAAAAACAGAUAUGAUUACUAAUUUAUAAGUAAGAAGUUCUUAGGAAGUAUUACUUAGAAGUUAAACUCAUCUAUUAAAGUCUGAUUUUUUAUAUCAAUUCAUCUAAUCAGUAGAGUUGUAAUAUGUACAGCAGCCAUUGAAUUGUCUAAACUAUGAUGAUAAAUUAGACAAAUAUUAAUAUGAAUAAACAUUUUGUUAUGGCUUUUUUGGAGAUUAAGCAUAUCCUCUUACAAAUAAAGACUUUUUGGCAAUGAAUUAUUCUUCCUUUUUAACUUAAGUUUUACCAAUAAUGGAUAUGGAAUUAGAUUUGUUAUUUUCUACAAUUGGUGAUCAAAUGUACUUUUCUAUUUGGCCAGGUGAUCCUUUUCCAAAUUAUAAACCUCAUAGAAGAAUAUGGUAUACAAACCAUUUGAAGUAGAUAGAAUAAUAAAAUUACAAUUUGACUUAUUUUAGUGAUCCUUAUAUAUUAUGGACUUGGUUUUUGUUUAUGGUAACUCAAACUAGAAAUAUGACAAAUUUAAAUGGAGGAUUGAAUGGUGUUUUGGGAAGUGAUUUAAAUUUUAGUCUAUUUCAUACUUUAUAAUUGAAGUAAGAAAAUGUAACUUUUUCAAUAAUUGAUUCAAAAGGACAAUUUCUUUUGAGUUAAUUUAAUAUAAGUGAGGAUAAAUACAUUUAUGAUACUGAUAUAUCAGGAUAUACAAUGGAGGAUUUUGAAUAAAUAAAUAAUUCCUUGUAUUAAAAAGCAUUUAUUAAUAAUUGUUCAAAGAUAGAUCAAUUAUUGAAUAAUGAAAAACUUUGUAGAUACAAUUCAGUAACUAAAACUGAAGAAUUAAUAGUAGCAAAAAUUUUAGAUCCAACUGAUUUGAUUUUGUUAAUGUAAUAGAUUUUAAAUCUUAUGGUUUUAGUUAAGUGGAUCUUCUUGAAAAGGAGAAGGAACUAUUGAAUUAGCUUACUCAGAUUAAAAAUAAUUUUGAAGAUUUCUUUAAAAAUUAUAUACUAAUUGGAACAUCAACAGCAGUGUUUUCAAUAAUUUUGAGUUCAUUAAUUAUAUAUGUAACAUUGAGUCCAAUCACAAAUCUAAUAUUGUACACUAGUUAAUAGAUUACUAAAGAAUUUGAUCUUAUGAGACAAUAAAUAAAUUAAAAGAUUCAUCUCAAAUAAACUAAAUAUUCCUUAAAGACUAUAUAAGAAUUGCAUUAGGCUUUUAGGAAAAUGAAUAUAAAAUUAUUGAACCAUAAGGAAGGCAGAAAAAAUAUCACAUGUACAGAACUUGAAUAAAUUUAAUUUCCUUUGAAACCUUUAGAAUCUUUGUCAUUUGAGCCUUCUAAUAUUAAGGUAAUGUUUACAAAGUUAAUUUUAGAAUUACAACUUUUAGGAAGAAGAUUUAUAAGUUUUUUAUCCAUUUGAAUAUUUGAAACUUCAUUAAAAAAGAAAAAGACAUUGGUAUAAUUAUGUUUCAAUUUGA
Messenger RNA from Paramecium pentaurelia, 1680 nucleotides. The record is from the annotation of a GenBank genome assembly. NCBI's taxonomy places the organism in Eukaryota, Ciliophora, Oligohymenophorea, Peniculida, Parameciidae.